Messenger RNA from Phaeoacremonium minimum UCRPA7, 240 nucleotides. RefSeq names its product putative elongation factor 1-beta protein. The record is from RefSeq and is a predicted model, not a curated record. Gene Ontology annotation, cellular component: cytosol. The transcript is spliced from 2 exons. NCBI's taxonomy places the organism in Eukaryota, Fungi, Ascomycota, Sordariomycetes, Togniniales, Togniniaceae. Gene Ontology annotation, molecular function: guanyl-nucleotide exchange factor activity; translation elongation factor activity. Gene Ontology annotation, biological process: translational elongation. Bases 1 to 240 code for a protein of 79 amino acids.
AUGACGACGUCGGUUAUUUGGAAGAAACGACAAGGAAAGAAGGAGGCAAAGCCGAACGUCGCUGUCAAGUCUCUUAUGAUUAGGGAUGUCAUGCCGCGGGACAAUGAGACGGAUAUGAAUGCGCCAGAGGAGUCUGUGGGCGCGAUCAAGAUAUACGAUCUAGUCUGGAGCGCGUCCGAAUUUGUCGCUGUUGGCUUUGGUAACAAGAAGAUACGGAUCAAUUUUGUCAAUGAGAAUUAA